Molecule: messenger RNA, 522 nt
Organism: Effrenium voratum
Lineage: Eukaryota; Dinophyceae; Suessiales; Symbiodiniaceae
Source: the annotation of a GenBank genome assembly
CACCGACCCAACUUUGGAUGCCAAGCAUCUAGCCAUGAUCAUUCCCCUCAGCCCAGCAUGGCUGAUCGACGCAGCCAGGCGCAGAGGGUGGUGGAGUAUCACCAGGCGCACAUUGCGGACCACCUCCUCCGUUGCGCCGGGGCAGGAAAUGAGAAGCCCUUCCGGCAUACGCUGUCCAACAGCGUCGAGCCGACGCGGCGGCCCUCGCCUUUCCAGCAGCAGCGUGAGUACCUGCUCAGCGGCGAGAAGCCCCGGCAUGGGAAGGAGGUGCAGCCAGUGCUGCGCCUGCGCCAGCCCCGAGGCGGCCGCAGUUGCACGCCCUCAAUCCUAGGUAGUGUGGCUGACGCAGGCGCUGCCGGCGCGACCGCGGCACGCAUCUCGCCCCGGCUGCCGCCUUUGGUCUACGAAGGCAUCGACAGCUCCCUGGCGGGCCAACGUUUGCCCGCCGCCUGGUUUGCGGAGCCGCCGCCAUUGGAGGCCGGGUGGGGCCUGGCUCCUGAGGCCCUCCGUCUAGCGAUCUAG